AUGGCCAGUGUAUCCAUCGGAGACAUUGUUCUCUGUAGUCAAAUAGCCUACCGUCUCAUCACCGCUGCAACUUCUGGUCGGAAGAAUGCGCCGCGCGAUCUGACAGAACUCAACAACACGCUUUUAGCCCUGAGUUUCUCACUGGCUCAUUUGCAAAAGACCUGCACUGGGAUCCUAUCUCGAAACACAACCCAGGAGACUAAUGCCCGCGAUAUACAAGAACACUUAGGGCUGAUGGUUCGAUCGUGCCGUCAAACCCUCGAAGACCUCGAACGAAUGACGGCCAAAUACCGCGACACUAUAAAAGACCCCACCGAAAUAUCAAGCAGUGCCAGUCCCGGCUCCAUCUAUCGAGCCAAAGUGAGAAUCCAAUGGCGAAGAUUUAUGUGGGACUUGAGAGAGGAGUCGUUGACCCGCUAUCGACACAAGCUUGAGACCCAUACGGCUGCAAUUAACCUGAUGUUGAGCACAUGCAUAUGGUCAACUGCCGAUCGCAUUGAAGAGGACGGCAGGCGUCAAGCUCAAAGACUCGACGAAUUACUCCGUCGCACAUCUCAUGUCGACGGCACAUUCUCUCGUCUGAUGCAGAGUAUCCAUCUGCCUAUGAGACUCGGCAUCCCCCGUAUCAUCCUCAUCCUCAGUGCUAUCAGGCUCAACGUUGCACGAUGA
This is a messenger RNA of Penicillium nucicola, 669 nucleotides long. RefSeq lists its product as uncharacterized. The coding region runs from base 1 to 669 and encodes 222 amino acids. The record is from RefSeq and is a predicted model, not a curated record. Lineage: Eukaryota; Fungi; Ascomycota; Eurotiomycetes; Eurotiales; Aspergillaceae. The transcript has 3 exons.